CCCAUCCCCUGACCCCUGCAAAGGCAGGCACAGCUGGUUCAUGCAGCCCGCCCCUGUCACAGGGAUCCCAAGGCCUUUGAGACUCAGCGAGCUAGACUAAUACUUUUCAUUUUCCUGUAGUUUACAAAACAAAUGAAAACAAAACCUGCUAUUUAAAACUGCCUAAAAUGACGUCAUGACGCACUAGGACUCACCCCUAUAGUUUGCAAGCGCCCUGUCUCUGUGCCAUCCCAAGGGGCGGAGGAUUUGUCCUCUCAGGGAGGAAAGAGCUACAGGGUGGGUGGUGUGGGCAGCGGUUGGGCACUGGGUGCUGGGGUGGCAGAUGGCAUUUUCUCAAAAUGAUCGGAGCCGUAUUUCUCACCCCACAUGUCUUCUAGAAUCCCCCACUCCGAGCAAGACACUCCCACCUGAUUCCUUCUGCUUGAAGCUGGGCAAGGGGUGUGGCUGCUCUGCCCCAUAGCAUGUGCCCAAAGGGGUGAUCUGCGACUUCCAAGGCUGGGUCAUAAGGAGGACCCAGCUGCCUCUGAGAAGGCGUCCCUGGAGCCAAGGCGCCCUGGGUGAGGAAGCCCCAGGUGCUCGAGUUGCCCCCUGCUGGGUGGCAUGUGGAGCCAAGGUGGUGUAGCUGCAGAUUCAUGAGCAAAACAGGGGGAAAAGACAGCGGACCCCUCAUCUCCAAGCAGAUGGAAACAUCUGCAAAACCACUAAUCGGGAAGAUCCUAAAGUUGAGAGUGUAGAAAAACAAGACCAUGAACAGUGGGUGAAGAUGGGCACCUGCUUGUGACAAACGCUCAGCCUUCUGGAUUGAAACAGAAGCGACACAGAGCGGUACAUGCAGGUUCGUGUAUCUCCAAACCAACAGGGAAGGAAUCUUCGAAGGUGGGCCAGAUAAGGUCAGGCUCAGGGGCUGAGUUUCAGCCCAAAUUUGAAUCUAAACUGCAUAAUUCCUCGCUCCCUCCUUCACUGAAGGCAUCUGUGCGGAGCACCUGGGCUAGGUCCUGUUCUCCACACCGUAGGCGCCCAAGAAGAAAGGGAAAGGCAGAGGUACCCCGGUCGUGGACGGGCUCGCUCCGGAGGACAUGAACAAGGAGCAGGUGGAGGGGCAUAUUGCCCGCAUCCGGGAGGAGCUGGACCGAGAGCGGGAGGAGCGCAACUAUUUCCAGCUGGAGCGGGACAAGAUCCACACCUUCUGGGAGAUCACGCGGAGGCAGCUGGAGGAGAAGAAGGCUGAGCUGCGGAACAAAGACCGGGAGAUGGAGGAGGCCGAGGAGAGGCACCAAGUGGAGAUCAAGGUCUACAAGCAGAAGGUGAAGCACCUGCUGUACGAGCACCAGAACAACCUGACGGAGAUGAAGGCCGAGGGCACUGUGGCCAUGAAGCUGGCCCAGAAGGAGCACCGCACGCAGGAGGGGGUGCUGCGCAAGGACAUGCGGGCGCUGAAGGUGGAGCUCAAGGAGCAGGAGCUGGCCAGCGAGGUGGUGGUGAAGAACCUGCGGCUGAAGCACACUGAGGAGAUCACCAAGAUGCGGAACGACUUUGAAAGGCAAGUGCGAGAAAUUGAGGCCAAGUAUGAUAAGAAGAUGAAGAUGCUCAGGGACGAGCUGGACCUGCGGAGGAAGACCGAGAUCCACGAGGUGGAGGAGAGGAAGAACGGCCAGAUCAGCACGCUGAUGCAGCGGCACGAGGAGGCCUUCACGGACAUGAAGAACUACUACAACGACAUCACCCUCAACAACCUGGCCCUCAUCACCUCCCUCAAGGAGCAGAUGGAGGACAUGCGGAAGAAGGAGGAGCACCUGGAGAAGGAGAUGCAGGAAGUGUCGGCACAGAACCGGCGCCUGGCGGACCCGCUGCAGAAGGCUCGGGAGGAGAUGAACGAGAUGCGGAGGAAGCUGGGCGACCACAAGCGGGACAAGCAAAUCCUGGUGUGCACAAAGGCCCGUCUGAAAGUCACUGAGAAGGACCUCAAGAGCCUGCAGUGGGAGCACGAGGUGCUGGAGCAGCGGUUUGUCCAGCGGGAGAGGGACGAGCUCUACGGGAAGUUCACUGCGGCCAUCCUGGACGUGCAGCAGAAGACAGGCCUCAAGAACUUGGUCCUGGAGCGCAAGCUGCAGGCCCUCGGUGCGGCCGUGGAGAAGAAGGAGCUGCAGCUCAAUGAGGUGCUGGCCGCCUCCAACUUGGACCCCGAGGCCCUGACCCUGGUGUCUCGCAAGCUGGAGGAUGUCCUGGAAUCGAAGAACAGCACCAUCAAGGACCUGCAGUACGAGCUGGCCCGAGUCUGCAAGGCCCACAAUGACCUGCUGCGCACCUACGAGGCGAAGCUCCAGGCCUUCGGGGUCCCCCUGGACAACGUGGGCUUCCAGCCCCUGGAAACAGCUGUGAUGGGGCAGAACCUGGGCCAGGGCCCCGCGGGACUUGUGGCCACCCCAACGUAACCCUGCCCAGGACUCUUCCCUGCACAACACCUGCUUUUAUACACCGUGGGCAGCAGGUGUGUGUGGAUUUGUCAGGUCAGCAAAUGAAGGCUUCUCACGGUCACCGCAUGUCCUGUUGCGUGGCUGUGGCAGAUAAGCUCCAGAGCCACCACAUCCGCCCCUCCCACCUCUGCUGGCCAGUACCAGCCAGGCGCUGCCC
Artibeus jamaicensis (Jamaican fruit-eating bat) is the source of this 2631-nucleotide messenger RNA. It is a transcript of the gene GAS8, whose product is annotated as growth arrest specific 8. Lineage: Eukaryota; Metazoa; Chordata; Mammalia; Chiroptera; Phyllostomidae. The record is from RefSeq and is a predicted model, not a curated record. Gene Ontology annotation, molecular function: microtubule binding; small GTPase binding. Gene Ontology annotation, cellular component: Golgi apparatus; microtubule; motile cilium. The transcript is spliced from 13 exons. Bases 1077 to 2432 code for a protein of 451 amino acids. Gene Ontology annotation, biological process: flagellated sperm motility.